ACAUUAAUUAAGAUCUAUUACAACCAAAUUUAUUUUUAUUUUAUCAAAAUUUAGAUAAAGCACUUAGGUAGGUACUAAGUAAUAAGAAGGUCGUAUCUAUGCAGCUUAUCAUGUCAGUAUCCAAAUCCUUAUAUAAAUUAUUUUGCUUAUAUUUGAAUAGAAUCAUACAGAAGUAGCAUCUUGAACUAAUAGCUAAUCAUCAUCUUCCUACCCUAAAGUAAUUAUCAUAUUUUCCUUUAAAGCAUCAUUUUUUAAAACACUUAAUAUGAUAUUUAAUGAAAUAAAAAAUAUUAUUAAAUAAAAAUUCAAUGUUGUGCAUAUUUCUUAUUAUUGUUAUUACUACCAGUGCGUGUGCUAUCUCCAACAAUGUAGGUACCGCUAUAUUUUACAAUAGGGCAAGGUCAGACUGUUGGAAUCAAGAGGAUCUAGCCAAACUGCGUGCCCGUAAAACAUUCGAACAACUUAUGCCGUCCUCAGUUACGCCCGAUAAAAUCGAUAAGAAAUAUACAAAAGAUAUUCUCCGGUAUUUUCAGAAAGCACUGCAAAUUGUUAAAAAUAAUGAAGAUGUUUCUACUAGAGCAGUACUAAAAGAAGCGUUAGCAGAUACCAUAGGUGGAUACUUAAGAAGCGAAUUGCUACCUACUGUUCGUUUCGCCUAUUACGCUGGUUAUAUCCCUUAUAGAAAUGCUAGACAAUUGCACGACUUCUUUGAUGAACUAAAGAUGAAUUUAAAUACACAAGGUUGGGGAUGGAAAGAACCGGAUAAAGUGCCUUCUUGGUCAAACUUGACUGUUGUAAGGAUCUUGAUUGGAGCCGGCAAAUUCUUCGACCCGUGCGCAUGUUUGGUCACCAUACGUGAUUCUAACUCUUGUAUUCAUUUGCCGUUGCCCAAGUUAGAUGACUAUAAUAGACCAUCUGCAAUUGCAUUACCAUUUAGAACGGGCGGUCUAGUAAGUUUAUCAUCACCUUACUCUCAGAAUAUCUUACUCAAGUACUAUACUACUGUUUCGAGAUGUAUAUUACAUAAUUCGCCCAAAAAUUGCCGACAUUCUGAUUUCGUAAAUUUUAAUAAUGAACUAUGGCAUUGGAUGAAAAGAGAAGUUGCGCCGCAUCUUGUAGAUGAAAAACUUUAUGCGGCCUACGGAGGUGUUUUACGAAUAGCAGCGGCAGUGCAGAGUUACGGCAAAGGCCUUUCCCGCCGAAAUCUUUUCGAAUAUGAAAGCGCAGGGUCAUCAUCCACCUGGAGUCCUUGGAAAACAUUUACACAAUCUUUUAUAUAUAUAAACGCCGAUUGGACACCGCAAUUAUAUAUCGGUCUUGUUCUCUUAGCAGCAUUGGCUAUAUGUAUAUUGCAAAUGUGUUACAACUAUAUAUUUGGAGAUGCGAAUAUCUGCCAUUGUACAGGUCGAUCCAAGAAGUCUUUGAUUAAAGAUGUCGAAUACAACAAAGUCGAUUCAAGCUUUCCAGCAAUAUUAUCAGCGCAUCAAAGCGCUGUUUAUUACAGCGAGAAAAAGAGAACGAAGCUACUGCCACCAAAAACAAAGACGUUUUCCCUUGGUUCGAUUAGGACACAGAAAGUUUAUGAUCUGAAUGAGAAUACUGAAAAACUUAUGGCUGUAAUAAUGAGUAGUAAUGAGAACUCCAUUGUCGAAUCGCCAUUACCGUCCAAAGAUGAAAGCGAUGAUACUAGUAAUGUAAUGGACACCAGUCGUUCUAAACGGUCCAAAAGUCCGCCUAAAUUGGAGACGUCAAUUGCUCAAUUACGUAUUGAUAAAACGUCGGGUAGGAAUAAAAGGGGUACAUCGCAGAUGUACUCGACGAGCACUCUUACACGUUCAGAUGUGACUUACUGUCGAGAGCUGCAGGAAAGUGAAUCCGUUUGGACAGGGACCGAGAGCUGUACAUGCAGCAGCCAAUCGGCCAGCACUGGAAGCUCGAAAUCUAGAAGUCGAAAGUCGCGGAGUAGUCGCGACUUAGCUUGGGCGCGCCGUGUUAUCUCUAGACACUCGGCACAGAAUCUCUCUAAAUCCACCACUGGCACAGAACUUGACAUCAAAUCAUAUAUGAUACCACCUUCUCAACGAUAGUAUAUGUAUUUUAUAAGUAAUUUUAAUUCGUGGGGACUUUUAUUGUAUGUAUGUAUGUAUUGAAUAUAUUGUAUUCGUUUAAGAUGUAUU
Galleria mellonella (greater wax moth) is the source of this 2177-nucleotide messenger RNA. RefSeq lists its product as uncharacterized. The transcript has a single exon. The record is from RefSeq and is a predicted model, not a curated record. NCBI's taxonomy places the organism in Eukaryota, Metazoa, Arthropoda, Insecta, Lepidoptera, Pyralidae. The coding region runs from base 309 to 2087 and encodes 592 amino acids.